Molecule: messenger RNA, 1799 nt
Organism: Rana temporaria (common frog)
Lineage: Eukaryota; Metazoa; Chordata; Amphibia; Anura; Ranidae
Product: Fc receptor-like protein 5
Exons: 9
Coding region: 193-1608 (471 amino acids)
Biological process (GO): cell surface receptor signaling pathway
Molecular function (GO): transmembrane signaling receptor activity
Source: RefSeq, a predicted model, not a curated record
CCUACAGCUGGCUGCACUCCCAGAUGCGUAAGGAGGAAAGGGGCUGGGACGAACACACCACAGAAAUAUCACAAUCACAUUAACCUGGAACAAGUGGCUUCCAACGACAAGGGUACAAGCAGAUGCUGAACACUUCUCCAUUUCUCUCCAAGGAUGUUCUGACUAGUAUAUGUUGUGCCUUAUUCCUAAGCCAUGCGCCAUCAUUUCCCACUAUGCUUCCAAUUUUGGCUUUGUCUUCUGGGAGAGCUAAAGCUGUAUGAAGCCAAUCUUCGGCAGCCAAGCAUUUCCUUCAUAGCCAACUAUGCAACGUACCUGACAGGAGAGCCUGUUACUCUGCAGUGUCAAGUUACUGUUGACUUUACAAUACAUGGAUAUAAAUUCUAUAGGAACGAUCGGGAAAUUCAUAGGUUGGAAAUAUCAUCAAACAGGCUAAGAUUAUCUUCAGCAAAAACAAGUGAUGCUGGUUCCUAUAGCUGCCGAUACUGGGUGUUAGAUUCCAGAGGGAAGCGGGAAUCCGAUGUCAGCUUUCCAAUAUCUUUGACUAUAAUGGACCAGCCAUCUCAACCACGUCUACUAGUACAACCUAGACAAUUACUUUACUUUGAAGGAGAAUCUGUAAGUUUGGAAUGUGAACAUCCCCCUGUAAAUACUCAGGUCAGUUAUCAGUUUCAGAAAGAUUCCAGAAAACUGGAUAGCUACCAUGAUACUCUGAGAUCCAUCCACCACAUUGAAUUCUUAAGUAUACAGGACUCUGGGACAUACAAUUGUGAAUACUCAAUAUCGGGACACCAAAGAACAUUUUGUUCACCGAAAAGUAUGCCAGAAACGAUUACUGUUACAGCAUUAUCUAGCGCUCCGUGGUUGAACUUUGUGCCUUCCUAUGCCACAUUCAUAAAAGGAGAAAAUGUUACAAUGGAGUGUGUGGCUCCUUCUCCAGUUGCUGUAACCCUGUAUCGUUUCUACAAAGAGGUAGAGAUCAGAGGACCAUUAUCCAGCAAAGGGUUAUUAUCAUUGCACAACAUCACUAAAAAUGAUCAGGCUGAAUAUACAUGUAUGUACUGGAGCCCAAAAAGCAACAGAGAAAUCCCAUCCACUCAAAGUCAUACAAGAGAGAUUUAUGUUAUAGAUCAUUUGCGUCCACCAAUGUUGACUGCAGAUCCUCCUAAUGGAAGAAUCAAAGAUGGAGGAAAUGUAACUCUGCACUGCAUUAUCAAGGAAAGUUAUGAAAGAGCAAUAUUCCACUUUCUUAAUGAAACAGAUGAGGUGGCCAGUGUACAUACCUACAAACCGCAGACAAGAGCAGCAGCAAUAACCAUAAAUGUGAAGAAAAAUAAUAACACCUCCCCUACCAAAUACUCUUGCCAAUACACAGCAGAGAUCAAGGGACGUUUACUGCUGUCACCAAUGAGCCCGCAAGUUGAGAUCAUUAUAGUAACAACUGGGUCUCUGCUGUGGCUGAUCGCUAUGGGAGUUGCUGUUGGCAUUGCAGUAUUGAUCAUAAUUCUCAGUUUGGUCUAUUGGAUCAUUUCAGGCAAAAAAGAUCCACCAGAAGAUGUUCCGGAAUCUAAGACACAGUCUAAUGGUGGGUGCAAAGUGACCUCAUUGUAGCAUGUGGCAAGUGACAAGAUGAUGGCUUUUCCUUAUAAAACAAUAGCUAUGAAAGCAAAGAUCCGGGAAAAGACGUAAAUGCAUUUAACAUAUGUGCAUAGAAGGAUGGAGUACACAGUUUGUGAUGACGAUAAUAACUCAGGGUACUUUAACAAUGAACAUAGAUGCUUAUAAAUCCAUCAUUCACAACA